Messenger RNA from Lycium ferocissimum, 1029 nucleotides. RefSeq names its product protein RGF1 INDUCIBLE TRANSCRIPTION FACTOR 1. The coding region runs from base 122 to 763 and encodes 213 amino acids. Gene Ontology annotation, molecular function: zinc ion binding. The record is from RefSeq and is a predicted model, not a curated record. The transcript is spliced from 4 exons. NCBI's taxonomy places the organism in Eukaryota, Viridiplantae, Streptophyta, Magnoliopsida, Solanales, Solanaceae.
UUUUCCUCUGCUUUUUAUAAAGAAAACCUCUGUUUUCCACUUCAUACUCAAAAUUCUUCUCUUCUUCUUCUUCUUCUUCUUCUUCUUCUUCUUCUUCAUAUUUCACUUACACACCACAAAAAUGCUAAUUGGUGGUAAAAUUCGAGUGAAGAAGAGAGCAGAUUGGAUUGAAAAUUUGCUGAAUUGCAAGUUCUUUGAAUCGUGUGGAUAUCACAGAGAAUUCAGAAGAAAUGAGAAGAACAUGUUUUGUAUUGAUUGUAAUCUUUGUUUCUGCAAGCACUGCGUAACUUCUUCGUCACACUGCUUUCAUGAAUGGCUUCAAAUCUGCAAAUAUGUUUAUCAUGAUGUUGUCAGACUCCACGAGAUUCAGAAACAUCUAAAUUGUUCUGAAAUUCAGACUUACAAAAUUAAUGGUGAAAAAGCUAUACAUCUAAAUCCACGACCUCAAUCCAAAGAUAGCAAAACUUCAAAGCUAAAGGGCAAUGUAACUUGUGAAGCUUGUGGGAGACACCUCCAAGAUUUGCCAAGUCGAUAUUGCUCCAUCGCUUGCAAAGUAUCGAUAGAUGCAAAUAUUUGCAGAGACCGUCAGAAGAACUUCGUCUCCACUCAAAUUACGAAAUUUGAUCACUCAAAUGAAAAUGAAUCCUGCAUCUCUUUGAAUGAGUCCUCAGAGGUAAUUCAAACGUGGUGCAUUUCAACUUUGAAACCAAAGAAGAAUUUGCAUAAGAGGAAAGGCAUUCCUAGAAGAGCUCCUAUAUGUUAGAUAUUAUUCAAAUGAACGCCAAGAACAUCAUCCUUACUACUAAAAAGGAGGCUCUUCGACUAAAAAGCAUUUUGAUAGGUGCAUCAACCGUCAUUCACUGGGGAGAAAGGAGACAAGAACGCACGAAAAUGGACCGCAGAUGGUGAUCGUGGUUGAUUCGAAGAUCUUUCAAGUUUUAUUUUGCAUUUUUAAGUAGCAUUUUUAGUUGGGAUGUACAUGAACAUAUUAUAAGAAUAAUGUCGAUCUAUUAUACAAAAAAUGUUCAA